Carassius auratus (goldfish) is the source of this 2017-nucleotide messenger RNA. RefSeq names its product D(1)-like dopamine receptor. The transcript has a single exon. Lineage: Eukaryota; Metazoa; Chordata; Actinopteri; Cypriniformes; Cyprinidae. Gene Ontology annotation, cellular component: plasma membrane. Gene Ontology annotation, biological process: adenylate cyclase-activating adrenergic receptor signaling pathway; positive regulation of MAPK cascade. Gene Ontology annotation, molecular function: G protein-coupled receptor activity. The record is from RefSeq and is a predicted model, not a curated record. Bases 274 to 1611 code for a protein of 445 amino acids.
AAAUAAGAUUUCAGUUUAAUUGGCAAGUCAUUCGGAGGGAAAGAAUGUUGGUAUGGACAUAAACCAAUCACAAAGCAAGAACUUCUCGAGCGAGACGCACCAGCGCAUGAAUGUGGGUCAUUCCACGCGCUCAGCACCGGGAACGGACGCAGUUUUCCCAACUCGCCAACAUGGGACAGUGCUGGAGAUCGGACCGAUCACUCAAAAAGAGUAUCCUAAAACAAGGUAACUGGACAUUAUGAAACGCCUUGUUCAGAUGCGAUAUUAACGGAUAUGAUUUUAGAGAUGGAAAACGGCACAAACCACACGCAGGACCGCGCGCACGGAGCACAGGAGCGAGAGGAUGGAGACGGACAGAACAGCGUGCGCGCACUGCUGGGUUUCGUGCUCUUCCUCCUCAUCGUCUCCACGCUGCUCGGAAACACGCUCGUGUGCGCCGCCGUGGUCAAAUUCAGACACCUGCGCUCCAAAGUGACUAACUUUUUCGUAAUUUCUCUGGCCGUUUCGGAUCUCUUCGUAGCCGUCCUGGUGAUGCCGUGGGAGGCGAUAUCCGCGGUGGCGGGCACUUGGCUCUUCGGCCGGUUUUGCGGCAUCUGGAUCGCCUUUGACAUCAUGUGCUCCACUGCGUCCAUCCUCAACCUGUGCAUCAUCAGUGUGGACCGCUACUGGGCCAUCGCGAGCCCGUUCCGCUACGAGCGCAAGAUGACCCACCGGGUGGCUUUUAUGAUGAUUGGAGUGGCGUGGACCCUGUCCAUCCUCAUCUCUUUUAUCCCGGUCCAGCUCAACUGGCACAUGGCUGAGGAAGAUGAGGAUGGCGCAGCGGGCAACGGCACCGAUUACAGCGACAACUGCAAAGCCAACCUGAACCGGACGUAUGCCAUCUCAUCUUCGCUGAUAAGUUUCUACAUCCCCGUGAUUAUCAUGAUCGCCACGUACACGAGGAUAUUUCGUAUUGCGCAAACACAGAUCCGCAGGAUCUCCUCUUUGGAAAGGGCAGCGGAGCACGCGCAAAACCACCACCAGCCCAACGAUUGCUCCAACGAGAGCUCGCUGAAAACCACUUUCAAGAAAGAGACCAAAGUUUUAAAAACACUCUCGAUCAUUAUGGGGGUGUUUGUGUUCUGCUGGCUACCGUUUUUCGUGCUUAAUUGCAUGGUGCCCUUCUGCCAGUGCGUGAGUGACACUACCUUCACCAUCUUCGUGUGGUUCGGAUGGGCCAAUUCCUCCCUCAAUCCCGUCAUUUACGCGUUUAACGCGGACUUCAGGAAGGCGUUCUCCUCGAUUUUGGGUUGCAACAAAAUUUUCCCCAGCACCACAGUGGAGACGGUGAAUUUCAGUAACGAGCUGGUGUCGUAUCAUCACGACACGACGCUUCAGAAGGAGGCGCAACCGCUGGUCGUUCAGAUGCCGAAUCCUCCGGAGGAGCCGAGUCUCCCGUUCGAUAAGGCAUCGGUUACUUCGAACAUGUCCCGGAAUCACACAAACAUGCUCUUACCAAACAUCGGACUGUUUGAGUGCGACGGGGAGAUUUCUCUGGACACUAUCACGCCAUUCACCUCCACGGGACUCAUGGAGUGCGAGGGAAUCCCAGGACAAAUCAUUAGUGAAUGACUCAGGGGGGUUAGGGGUCGCCAAGGCUUUUACCUCCUCAAAUGAAGGCCAAAAUAUUAUUAGACUAGUGGUAUCACAAAGCAGGCGAACAGGUUUAAUUCUACAUAUCAAAAAGGUUAACAAAAAGUAUCGCAUUUUCGUCUGGCAAAAAUAAAUAAAUAAAAAAAACUAAAAAAAAAAAAAAACUUUUGCGGAUACCAACAGUACGCCUCUCGAGCGCUUACAGUAUAUUAUUCAAAGUUACACAGGCAAAACAUAAAUACUGUUUUCUUCAUAACACUUUUUUUUAAAGGUAAAACGAGGAUUUGCGCCAGACACUCAUAAAUAACCCUACAAAUGAUCUUUCUGAAAGUCAAUGUAAGCACACUAAAUACUUUUAAAGUGAACUGAUUCACUCUUCGACUGA